This is a messenger RNA of Rotaria sordida, 926 nucleotides long. Lineage: Eukaryota; Metazoa; Rotifera; Eurotatoria; Philodinida; Philodinidae. The record is from the annotation of a GenBank genome assembly.
AAUGUGCACGUUAUAUACCAACUAAUGAAGUUUAUUUAUAUAAAGAAUAUCCACUUGAAAUUCUUCGUCAACGUUUAGAACCAUAUCAACGUUUAACAACAAUAUUACUUACAUCAACUAAAAAUAAACAAUUAAUAAGAUCAAUGUCAAUACAACAAUUAGCUGCUAAAUAUCAUUUACAUUUUUUUCAUGAUAUUUUAUCACUUGAACGAACAGCUAUUGUUUUAUAUCCAAAUUAUUCAAAUAAUUUACAUACAUAUAUUACAGAAAAACAUCGUUUAAAUGAACAUGAAACACGAAAUUUAUUUACACAAAUUGUACGUGCUGUACAUAUGUGUCAUCAAGUUGGUUUAAUUAUACGUGAUUUAAAAUUACGAAAAAUUAUAUUUAAUAAUAAUAUACAUACACAUUUACUUUUAACUGGACUUGAUGAAGCAAUUAUGCUUCCAAAUUCAACAUCAACAAAUGAUUUUGUUUCUUCACGUUUUUCGUGUCCGGUAUAUGCAUGUCCUGAAAUUGUUCUCAAUAGACAAAUGUAUUCAGGAAAAUUUGCUGAUUCAUGGAGUCUUGGUAUCAUAUUGUAUACGAUGCUUUUUGGUCGUUAUCCAUUUUGUGAUCGAACUCUAGUAGGUUUAUUUAUCAAAAUUGGUCGAUGUCGUCCUGAAAUACCUCGAACAAUAUCAAUUAAAGCACGUUCAUUACUUCGUUCUUUAAUUCGAGUUAAACCUGAUGAACGUCUUUUAGCACAAGAUAUACUCGGACAUGUUUGGUUUAGUGGUGAUCGAGAUACAUCAACAAUAUCAAUGAAUACAUCAUUAAUAAAUGAUGAAUCAUUAUUAUUUAAUAGCAGCAAUAUUUAUACGAAUAACAGUAAUGAAACGAUAAUAAAAGAAGAUGCUGUUGUACCGAAUUUUGAAUGUGAAUAG